UUUUUCCCCUUCGAGAAUAUCAGAGAAUAUCAAUUUUUCCUUCAUUUUCUUAUGGAAAAUAUAAGUAUAAGAAAUCAAAAUCGCUGUCUUAUGUCUUCACCGCACGCGCUCUGAUCCGAUCUCUUUGAUUCCCUCCAGUUGCGCCGCCGUCUCGACCGCAGCUCGAGCUUAGGGUUUCUAGUUGAAGGAUUAUAUAUUUAUUAGCAUAUUAGGGUUUGGAUGGUUCUAGUUAGCUCACAGUUCCCAUUAGAGGCAGGAGGAAAUCAUUGAAGUUUAGGUUGUAAUUAGGUCACUCGAACUGACAGUUAACAACUAUGGGUGAUUCUUAUCUAGUUUAUGGAAUAGCCAUGCCAACGUUUUCUGCUAUAGCUUUGGAUAGGUUGUUAGAACCUGGAACUUCAGAAUCUGUUGACAAGUCUGGUCCUAAUAUGAAACCACCUUUGCCCAAGCCAAAGCUUAUAACCAAUUUGAAGCUAGAGAGUAGGAAAAGUGCAUCAGUAACUGAAAGGAAGGUUAAUCAUCCCCAAAUAUCAUUACCUGCCCUCUAUGCCACUCCUGAGACAACUCCACUACCCGAUUCACCAUCUUCGUUCUCUCCAUCACCUUACAUUAUUAAUCACAAACGCCGCGGGCCUCGCCUUUUGAAGAGCUUUUCUGAAAACAACGUAUCAACUCGGAAGAAAACCACUGAAGAAAGUGAGGUUAAUGGGAAGGCAGAGCUUAUAGAAACCAUGUCCGUUGAUCUAUCUAAGGAUGUUUCUAUUAGUUUUAGCAUUCAUAAACCUGAUGAAGAGGAGCAUGAGAAUGGUGUCAAUAAUGGUCCUAUUAAAGUAGAGCAGGCAAAUGGUUUCCAUGCUAGCUCCAUUCAAGAUAAUCACAUGAAUGGUGUCCAUUAUGGUGAAUUUGGGAGCAGUAAUAUAGCAGUUGGAAGCAGGCGAAUGAAUAAUGGUAUGGCCAGUGAUUUUGCUUCGCCAAAGCUUGUUUCAUUGAACUUGAACAGAGGUGAUGAAAGUGAAGAUUUCUUUGAUCCAAUGGAUUCCAUGAGCGCCACAACUAAUACCAAUGGAGAUGAUGAAAGUGCUGUUAGGCUUGGUACCUCAGGGGUUGAGUUUUUUGAUGCCUGGGAUGAAUUAUCCUCUGAGAGUGGUACACAGCCUAGCUAUCGUGAUACUGAAGCUGAAGUGCGAGAAAUAAGAUUGAGCUUAUUCAUGGAAAUAGAAAAGAGGAAGCAGGCAGAAGAGGCUCUAAACAAGCUGCGAUGUGUGUGGAAAAGAAUGAGCCAAGAGUUGGCUAUUGUGGGAUUGUUACUGCCUGCAGAUCCUAUUGAUGUGACAGAUGAUGAUCUGGUGAAACAGGCUGAAGAGAUGAGGCAGCAAGCAGAUAUUGCACGAUUUGUAUCAUUAUGUGUUGGAAGGGGCAUUGCAAGGGCAGAGUUGGAGACGGAAAUGGAAGCUAAAAUUGAGUCAAAGAACUUCGAAAUUGCGCGAUUAUGGGACAAACUACACUAUUAUGAGGCCGUAAAUCAGGAAAUGUCUCAGAGGAACCAAGAGGCUAUAGAGAUGGCACGGCGAGAGAGACAAAGGAGGAAAAGGAAGCAGAGAUGGGUUUGGGGUUCAAUUGCAACUGCAAUUACCCUUGGGACUGCAGCCUUGGCUUGGUCUUAUCUUCCAUCAGGUAAAGGAUCAUCUCCGGGUGAUGUUCCUCAAGCCUCGGAUCCUGCUGCUGAUGUGGCAAAUUGAUUAUUACCUUCAAUCACUAAAGCGCGAGAACCCAUCAUUGUGGCAAAGCGAAUGAGAUGUUUACGUUCAUUCCUGCGAAUAGCAGUCGAAACUGCCAUGAGCCAUCGGAGGAUGUGCAGUACCGUCAAUAAUAAAUCGAGUUGUUCCUUAGUAGGCUGUGAGUUGAUGAAUUAUCAAAAUUAUGUAUCGUUACUUGUUAACCAAUUUUGGCCUAGCGUGUGCGUAAUGCACGUAAAACCUUGUUGGAUUUGUUUUAAAUGUCUUGUAAUAGAUUCAGCCAGAGAUAUACUUCCAGUGCA
Messenger RNA from Hibiscus syriacus, 2038 nucleotides. RefSeq lists its product as uncharacterized. The record is from RefSeq and is a predicted model, not a curated record. The transcript has 5 exons. The coding region runs from base 315 to 1739 and encodes 474 amino acids. NCBI's taxonomy places the organism in Eukaryota, Viridiplantae, Streptophyta, Magnoliopsida, Malvales, Malvaceae.